Molecule: messenger RNA, 4276 nt
Organism: Alexandromys fortis (reed vole)
Lineage: Eukaryota; Metazoa; Chordata; Mammalia; Rodentia; Cricetidae
Gene: Ak4
Product: adenylate kinase 4
Exons: 5
Coding region: 123-794 (223 amino acids)
Biological process (GO): nucleobase-containing compound metabolic process
Cellular component (GO): cytoplasm; mitochondrion
Molecular function (GO): ATP binding; nucleoside diphosphate kinase activity; AMP kinase activity
Source: RefSeq, a predicted model, not a curated record
AGCCUCUCCUUCCCUCUAUAGGGGUGGCAGGCAAAUCCCCGCGUGCGAAGGGUACCGAGGCAGGGGCUGUCGGGCCAAGUGCGCGGGCUGCCGUCCACGCCAUCCCCCUCCCCUCCAAAGCCAUGGCUUCCAAACUCCUGCGCGCGGUUAUCCUCGGGCCGCCAGGCUCGGGUAAGGGCACCGUAUGCCAGAGGAUCGCCCAGAACUUUGGCCUCCAGCAUCUCUCCAGCGGCCACUUCUUGCGGGAGAACCUCAAGGCCAGCACGGAAGUUGGCGACACGGCAAAGCAGUACCUAGAAAAAGGUCUUUUGGUUCCCGAUCAUGUGAUCACACGCCUCAUGGUGUCAGAACUGGAGACCCGGAGCACCGAACACUGGCUGUUAGACGGGUUCCCGAGGACGUUAGUACAGGCAGAAGCCUUGGACAGAAUCUGUGAUGUGGACCUAGUGAUUAGUCUGAAUAUCCCUUUUGAGACACUUAAAGAUCGUCUGAGCCGAAGAUGGAUUCACCCUUCUAGCGGGAGAGUCUAUAACUUGGACUUCAACCCUCCUCAAGUGCUGGGGGUUGAUGAUAUCACUGGUGAGCCACUUGUCCAACAAGAAGAUGAUAAACCCGAAGCAGUUGCUGCCAAACUACGACGGUACAAGGAUGCGGCAAAACCCGUCAUCGAACUGUACAAGAGCCGCGGAGUGCUCCACCAAUUCUCCGGGACGGAGACGAACAAAAUAUGGCCCUACGUUUACACACUUUUCUCAAACAAGAUCGCACCUAUUCGGUCCAGAGAAGCAAACUGAGCCUGCCCCUGGAAGAGCCAAGAAGACGUGGUCGUUCACUCAGUCAUGCGUGUAGUCCUGGUGCCCUGGCCAAAUUAGGAGCUAGCUGAGAUAGCUUGCAGCAUCUUCUCUAGUUUAAGUGAAUGAAGUAAUGAGGAAAACCUAGUGGGUAGAAAGCAUCCAUGAAGAUACCCUCCUCCUGCCUUUGAAAAAGAACGCAGAGCUCUGCAGGGGCGAAAGCCCAGACUGGAUUUCCACCAGUGUCGAGCCCAUACUCUAGAUGGGUUGCAGCCAUGCGCUGCUAUCGGAAUCUUUUUGCACACGAUGGUGGUGGAGUGUCUGGUCCCUGCCACCUUCCACAGGCUGUUGAACCACAGCACUGUCAAGCCUGAGAACUUGGAGAGCUGUGGUCCUGGCUUGUCCUCCACCACGCCCUCCUUGAUGAUAAUUGAAUUGAUGCUAAUUGCGCUCAGCCACUGCUUCUCCACGGCGACUGUUCCACCCUCUGACAUCCUAGUCUCUGCUGACCGUGUCCUAUCUCAUCUGCUUGCUCUCCUCAUAAGCUGUUUGGUAACACCAUAGUCUCUGCCUUUAUCCCCCUAACCUCCUCUCUCUACAGACCGAGAACCAGGGGAACUGAGCCAGGCAGAGUGCUCAUCUUGUGAAACGGCUGCUCUGACUGUCUUGAACCCACUCUGUACCUUCUGUUGUUUAAAAACGACUAAAAACGAUUCCCUGAAGUUUUUGGGAAUUCUCAAGGGAAAAACAAACAAACAAGGGAAAUGUUCACUUAAGGAAAUGUGGGAUGGUCGUCUCUUCUGCAUAGAAGUAGUGAUCGUGUGGAAAUCACUGGACUAAUGAGAUGGUUUCAGCUUCUUCAUUCAAGGCAAGGUGAAUAUUGAACGUGCUGCUAAGUAUUACUGCUGACAGUGUUUUUCGCGAGUGAUCCAAGCAGAUGGCAAGAAGUCAGUAAAGGGAGCAAGCCUGUGGGCUUAGAGAGUCUUGCACUAGCUGUACAUUGCACCUACACUGAGUAAGACAGCUUUACCGCUGUGGGAACGCAGAAUCUUUGUUUUCUUCCUUUUCCAAAGAUGCAGUCUAUAGGUGGCCGCAAAGUCCAGAAAUGAAGAUGCUAAUAUUUUGUCAAUCAUCAUGUCAAUAAAACAUUUGUUAAAAGACUUCCCUGGUGUCCAGACUUGUUGGCCACCUUGUAUAAUUCUUACUCUUCUCUGGGAAGAGAAGUGACAUUUCUUCUUGCUGCCUUAAGGUGUCCUACACCCGCCUGUCCCCCAGGGAGUGUCCUGGUGAUUUAGUGUGACAUCUCAUAGUCUGUGGGGGCAGGGUGUGGGGUGGGCGUAGCACUUUAGUGGUGUUGAUAUAUUGCAUUUUGAAGGUGUCUGUGGAUCCCCGGUCCAUUCACUGCGGUCUGUUCUGUGUGGUGAUGAGUCUGUCUUCCUUACUGUACUGCCUGGACUCUGUGGCUCCUCUCAGUGUCCUCCCCUGUGCAUGUUCUUCAGCUGCCUUCAAGGCAAUGCAGAACAGCAUCCCUCCGCAUGCUCCCAAGUGAAGACGCCUGGCUCAGGCCUGUGACCACGUGGGCGCUGUCAUGUUGAUGCCGACUACUUUGGAAGCUUGCAUUUGGAUGUCACUUGGUAGGGGUCAGGGGAGGCAGGUCAGGCAUGGGAAACUGCUGUCUAGAGGAGGAUCACCCUGAGAUUAUUUCCACAAACCAAGGGAAGUAGAAACUUAAAGGAAUUUGAGGUAACUGGGGGCGGGGGGGGGGGAGUAACUUCCAACUUCUUUCUUCACCUCUUUUAAAGAUUGAGGUGUGACCAGGUCGCUGCCUGCACACUCUGUCUUUCCAUCUUUUUCUGUUUGCAUUUCAAGCUCAGUAGUCUAUGGUAGCUAGGCACUGUGGGACACUAGGGGUCAGGAGUGUCUGUCUGCUGGUGAGACCAGGAAGAGGCAAAAAUGCCUUUUCCAAGGUCUUUGCUGAUUUACACGUUCAUUGGCCGAAAAAAGGACAUCUGGUUUUCCGCACCAGAUUUGCCUGUUCUUUUGUUUAAAUGACUUUGUCAGAAGGGCGCUGAUACUGAAAAUACCUUGACAGGUAGAAUGAAAGAAGCAUCUUGUCCUUCCCAUCCCUGCCUGCCUGUCCCUCAGACAAGAGUCUGCCAAGAGUCUGGGUGGUUUCUGAGAUUCCACGCUGACCUUAGUCCACAGGCUCCGCCCAGUUCUUUGUUCAGUUUGCCUCCCACCACCCUUUUGAUUAGAGCUUGGGAAACCCUGCAUGUCGGUUCCUCUAGCAUUAUGACAAAAAAUGGUGCCACGAAGGAGGCCUUCUGAGUGCAUUGUUUACUCUCAGGACCUCCAUUAAGCAUCUUGGUGACUCUUCCCAGCAUCCCAUGAGGUAGACACAACCAAUCCUUCCUAUGAACAAGGAGUCCAGUUUAGGAAGUCUUGCCCAGGCUCUUGAUACAAGUGAACAGUACAGCUAUGACCCACUCCCAGGUUUUCCUGCUUCAGAAACCACAGGCUUUUAUUGGAUGUUAGCUGUCUGUCUCGCCCUAAGCACCCCCCGCCCCCCAGUUCUGCUUGUGGGCUCUGGAAGAGUGGCAGACAUCAUUGGAGUGGCUUAGGCAAAGGAACUUGCCAGAAGAGGCCUCUAAUUACAAUACAAGGCUGGGUUUGGACCCAGGCUGACUGGCCUCAAUUCAGGUAUCAGAAGCCAUGCAUCCCAUGUGAAGAACACCUGCCAUCUGUUAAAACCUAAAAGUUAUCCAUACAUGCUAUUCCUUAUUUUUUGGUGUGGUAAACCGAACAGUUCUUGGCAGAAUCAAUGCUAUCACCUGUGCCCGGGCACGUCAUGGUCUGGCCAUUCUGUAAGUAGUUGAGUGUGAAGGAGACAGGCUAUGCUUGCUAUUGGCCCAGAUAGCAUUCAUAUAGACUGUAUCUCUAGUGACAGAAAACUGUAGGAAGCACAAGCGUCUUGCAAGAAAAGAUCUUUGUUUCAAACUUUUGAAAGGGUCAUUACCUCUCUGGGAUGAGAGAGAAGGGAAGAAAAUUUUGUCGUUGUGGAAACUGCAUGCGAUGUUAGGGCUCAAGGCUUUUCUAGUUUUCUGAGAAUUUGUACUACUGAAUUUAUUGUUUUUGAGGUGGACAGAUCUCUGGGGGGAAUAUGUUGCGCUAUGAUGGCAUUUCACUGUGAUCCCCCAAAGUUCACGGCAGUCUUCUAACCCAGUACCACCCGUCUUCUGUUCGCUGGCCUGUGAAAAAUGGCUUCCUUUUUCCAGGAGCCGAUGGGCCUGUUUUUCUUUAGUGUGACAGUCUGUGUUCCUGAUUUUGGAAUAUACUUAAUUCAGAGUAUCUGAACGUGUUCAGUAUAUGCUAGCCUAACUUCAUUGUAUUAAUUGGCUUUUUUUGUUGUUGUUGUUAUCUUGCUUGAAGAUCGAUUUGUAUUCAAUUUGAUAGAAAUAAACGUUUUUCUGCUUGAUGCAAUCAGU